AUGUCACAAUUUAGACACUUUUCUAGCACAAGCAGGAGACUGCUAAAGAAAAAAGCAGGUGAGAUCUUUCGCGCACUGCCCAAGGUGCCGACUACGCAAUUCUUAGAGCCUCGUGAAUUGACGAGAGACAUUCUUUUCAGCGGAUAUCGCCCCAUAAUAUACCCAGUACGCGAGAAUCCGCUAUUCAAAGAGGCUGGGUUGCGUGAGAGACGGCGCGCGCAGCAGGCAGGAGGCGAGCAGAACAAAACCAGUGCUCAGGAGCCUGUACCCAAUAGCAUGGCGGGCCCACGUGGAACUGGCGGUGUCAGCUCCGGCGGAGUCAACGGCACCUGGCGUUACAACCCCCGUAUCCCCUCGAAACUGCUUCCAUACAACCUGUGGUCUGCGACAAGCAUGGCAAUGGAGUACCACCCGGAGUGGCUGGGCGUACCUCGUGCUGUGGUGAGUAAGUUGCGGCCUUUCGACACCCCAGCUGCGGCGGCCACGCUGAAUGCGCCCCAGAGGACGUCUGGCAGUUUGGGCGACGCGCUUGCCAAUAAGCAGAAAGCACAGAUUCGCAAGCGUCGAACGUCAGAGCGCUUCUCUGACAAGAAACUGGCCAAGGAGGUUGAGCAAUUCACGCGGUAUCUGCGUGAGAAGGACGGGAAUUGA
Lachancea fermentati is the source of this 651-nucleotide messenger RNA. NCBI's taxonomy places the organism in Eukaryota, Fungi, Ascomycota, Saccharomycetes, Saccharomycetales, Saccharomycetaceae. The record is from the annotation of a GenBank genome assembly.